AUGUCUCUCCAGCUUUCCAACCUGUUCGGCGUUAAGGACAAGUCAAUUGCAGCGAUCGCGGAGGGCUUUUCUACCAAUGGUGCCAAAGUCUACAUCACGGGACGUCGUGUUGAAGUCCUUGAGAAGGCCGCGGAAGAACUACGUGGAAGGGCGACACUCGGUGGACAAGUUAUACCCAUCAAGGGCGAUGUGAGCACAAAAGACGGCUGUGCCCAGCUUAUUGAACAAAUCAAGCAGAAGGAAAACCAUGUUGAUGUGCUUAUUAGUAAUGCUGGUCUGCCUGGGAAGACGGACUAUCCUCCUUGGAACCCCAAUGAUCCCGACGCUGUUGAAAAGGGGCUGUGGGAAAGUGUCGACGACGAAACCUUUACCACAACCAAUAAUGUCAAUAUCAGUGGUGUCUAUUUCACCACUGUGGGAUUUCUUCCGCUGCUGCGAAAGUCUUCGGACCCCAGCGUGAUUGUGAUUGCUUCCUUGGCCGGGAUUGCCAACCAAAGGACCGUGGGAACGGUGACUUAUGGUGCUUCGAAAGCUGCAGGUACGCUUAAUUGCCGGCCAUUCGUUCCUUCUACGCUAGCUAACUCUGUCUCAAAGCUCUUCACGUAUCGAAGCUCCUGGCUGGUAGAUUUUCUCCGUAAUAUGAAAGUCCGCGUUAACUGCAUCUGUCCCGGAAUUUUCCCUAGCGAAAUGACGUUCGCUGAUACCACUGGCAACGCGGAAAACCUCAAUCCCGUCUCAGAAGGUGCUGCUAAGCGGGCUCCUGCUGGGCGCCCCGGAUAUCCCGAAGAGAUUGUCGGACCGUGUCUGAUGCUGAGUUCCAAAGCCGGGGGCUACAUGACCGGAGGCUACCUCUUGGUUGAUGGUGGUAGAGCGAUGAGCGCAUCCAUCAACGAUGGAAUCCACAUGCCAGAGGACACUUACGUGUGGUAA
Aspergillus eucalypticola CBS 122712 is the source of this 930-nucleotide messenger RNA. RefSeq names its product SDR family NAD(P)-dependent oxidoreductase. The transcript has 12 exons. The record is from RefSeq and is a predicted model, not a curated record. Lineage: Eukaryota; Fungi; Ascomycota; Eurotiomycetes; Eurotiales; Aspergillaceae. The coding region runs from base 1 to 930 and encodes 309 amino acids.